Bemisia tabaci is the source of this 2700-nucleotide messenger RNA. The record is from RefSeq and is a predicted model, not a curated record. Lineage: Eukaryota; Metazoa; Arthropoda; Insecta; Hemiptera; Aleyrodidae.
AUAUUUCAGGUUCACGAUCAUCAGCGCGGUUUCGUGGGAGCCGCGGCGGCGAGUCCACUCACCAGUCGCUCAAACCAGUCUCGCGCCCUGGCCAGCCCCUCGUCCGUCGACCGCGUUCGUCGCCUCCGAGUCCGCGUCCUAGUGUUUCCCAGCUCCCUCUUUGUGCUUACGCUUUUCGCCCCAUCCCGAACCCUCGCCUACCAUGGGAUUCUGAGACAUUCCAACCGCGCGGAACCCAGGAACCCAUACGUCUGUGCUACCCAGUGAUCAUGUCCGCGAUGAAGUGCUCUCCCGCCACUCGGAAUUAAGCUCCUCUAUUUUGAGACUCUGUUUUUAACUUCCGCCAAUCAUCGGAAAUUCUGCGGGGAAGAGCACAUCAAGAUGGUAGCUUCUCCUGGUGAGAGGGACGUGGCGGUUCGCGUUGAAAAGGCUUUCAAAAGCUACGGCUCCUCUCAUGUUCUCAAAGGACUCGACCUCACAGUUCUAGAAGGAACCAUAUAUGGACUUUUGGGGCCUAGCGGCUGUGGUAAAACAACUCUUCUUAGUUGCAUAAUAGGAAGAAGUCGACUUGAUGAUGGAUCCGUACGACUAAAAGCCAGAAGACUUAAAGAUGUCGGAUUCAUGCCACAGGAGCUGGCCCUCCACUUCCAGCUGAGCAUGCAAGAGGUGUUCACCUACUAUGGCUACGUUUUCGGGCUCAGCGACCGUGAAAUUCGAUUUCGAGUCGACACUCUGGUUCAGAUGCUUCAACUUCCACCUAUUACAAGGCUUAUCUCAGAUCUCAGUGGUGGACAGCAAAGGAGAGUCUCUCUAGCCGUAGCUUUACUUCACAAUCCAUCUCUUCUGAUUUUAGACGAACCUACGGUGGGUCUGGAUCCGGUCCUGAGUAAAAGUAUAUGGGAAAGACUAGUCGAAAUGGCAAAGGAAGGAAAAACAAUAAUAAUUACAACUCACUAUAUAGAAGAAGCAAGACAAGCACACACGAUUGGUCUAAUGCGGUAUGGCAAGCUCCUAGCAGAAGACAGUCCGAACAAAUUAUUAGAAGAUCAUAACACGAAUAAUUUGGAGGAUGUCUUUUUAGCUUUAUGUCGACGGGAUGAAGCUGCUAAAGAAUUCAAAUGGGAUUCUAGUUUUUUCUCCCGAGGAGCUGCAAAACCAACCAUGCCACUACAAAACAAUAGUAAUUUUAAUACAUCUAGGUUUAAGGCACAAUUUUUAAAGAAUAUCUACUUGCUGAUGAGGAAUAUACCAAUGUUACUUUUUACUUUCAUGUUACCAAUUAUUGUGAGCGUAUUUUUCUCGUUAGCCGUUGGUCACGACCCACGACAUUUGGCUUUUGGCGUGGUCAACAGUGAGCUUGACAAUAGUUUAAUCAAUUGCCCGAAGGUGUAUCCUACAGACCGGUGUAUAUUUGAAGACAAUAUCACCAUCAGCUGUGCGUUCAUCAAAGAAAUACAAGGACGAGACUACAGAUUGCACGAAUAUUCAAAUUUAGACAACGCGAUUCUGGACUAUCGAACCGGAAAAACAUACGGAUUGAUUCAUUUCGGCUCGAACUACACGGAAGCUGUGCAAGAAAGAGUCAAACUCCAAAAAGACGCAUCGAACUUGGCGAUCGAGCAGAGUUUUGCCGAUCUAUGGCUGGACAGCUCUAAUUUACAUGUUCUCUAUCAGAUGCAGCGAGAUUUCUAUAACGGAAUCAAGGCGGCUUUCAAGAAAAUAUUGAAACCCUGCGCAAACGAAUCUGAGACUGCGGCUGAGUCACUGAGGCUACCUAUCACGAUGGAACGACCGGUUUUCGGAAGUUACGAUUAUGAUUUCUCGACGUUCUGUACGCCAGGUUUAGUAAUAAUAGCCGUGUUUUAUCUACCCACAGUUUUUACGACUGGAAUCAUCGGUGAAGAAAAAGAGAGUGGGGUGAUGGAGCGAGUCAUGAGCUCAGGUAUUACUUUUCUGGAGGUUGCGUUGUCCCACGUAAUAGUUCAAAUGACCAUUUUGGUCAUACAAAUCGUGGAAUUAUUGGCCAUCAUAUUCUUUGUUUUUGGUCAGCCGUUUAAAGGUGACCCCACCCUGGCAUUUGCAUUGCUCGUUGUAGUAGGAAGUCAAGGAAUGUUGUUUGGAAUAAUAUUGUCGAUUACUUCAAAAAAUCUGACUGCUGCUGGAUUCGCUGGCAUUGGAAGCAACUUCUUACUCAUGUUAAUUUGUGGAUUCUUUUGGGCCCUGGAAGGAGCCCACUACAGCAUUCAACUUUUUAACCGAUUAGUUCCUCUGACUCAACCAAUUAUCUCAUUCCGAGCUAUCACCAUGAGGUAUUCCAACAUUUUCGCCCCUGAAAUAUUCAAAGGUUUUGUCAGUGCAAUGAUAUGGAAUGUGAUAUUCCUCGUGUUCAUCUACCUGUUCAUGAAACUUCGCAAGGACUUGUGGAAAGUCAAAGGCUGAUUUUGAUCAAAUAUAUGAAUUGAAACAAGUGCUCAACAUCACUGAUUCAUCUUAAGCGAGAGAGUAUUUAUUCACUCUGGGUUUUGCAAUUUUUAAUGACGCAGACUGUACAGUGGACCUAAACCUAACUGUACCUAUUUAUUUUUUAAGUAUUUAUUGUUCUUUGUACAUUUUAUGGCACACCUAUCCAUAGAAAAUUAAGACUUUUAUAUUGUUAGAAAGAUUACCAGUUUUUAGGAAAAUAGAUUAUUUGUUGAUAAA